This is a messenger RNA of Carassius auratus (goldfish), 470 nucleotides long. RefSeq names its product beta-2-microglobulin. Bases 118 to 468 code for a protein of 116 amino acids. The transcript is spliced from 3 exons. The record is from RefSeq and is a predicted model, not a curated record. NCBI's taxonomy places the organism in Eukaryota, Metazoa, Chordata, Actinopteri, Cypriniformes, Cyprinidae.
UGGGCUUGUGUCUGUAGUGUCGUUUAAGGUUACUGCUCGUUUACUUUCGAUAUUAACCGGUUUGGACCUGAUAGCUGAAGCAUACUGAUUUUGGGGCUUGCAACAAAAUCAACAAAAAUGAGGGCAGUCAUCACUGUCGCCCUGUUCUGUGUGCUGUACAUCACUGUCCAAGCUAAAACAUCCAGUCCCAAGGUUCAGGUGUACAGCCAUUAUCCUGGAGAGUAUGGAAAGCAGAACACCCUAAUCUGCCACGUGAGUGGCUUCCACCCUCCAGAUAUCACCAUUGACCUGCUGAAGGAUGGCAACAUUCUUCCUGACACGCAGCAAACUGACCUGGCCUUCGAAAAGGGCUGGCAGUUUCACCUUACCAAGAGCGUCUCCUUCAAACCAGAGAGAGGAGAAAAGUAUAUCUGCAGAGUUCGACACAUGACCCAGACAAAUAGCUAUUCAUGGGAGCCCAACAUGUAAAC